Molecule: messenger RNA, 1424 nt
Organism: Phacochoerus africanus (Common warthog)
Lineage: Eukaryota; Metazoa; Chordata; Mammalia; Artiodactyla; Suidae
Gene: C15H10orf95
Product: chromosome 15 C10orf95 homolog
Exons: 1
Coding region: 765-1424 (219 amino acids)
Source: RefSeq, a predicted model, not a curated record
GUGAGGCAAACAGCUUCUUGAUAGGUAAAGUGGGGAAAAUAUUAGUACCUCGUCCCUAGGGGUGAUGUAAACUCGAAGUUAGAUACUCAUAAGGGAUUUGCUUCAGUGCUUGGUGUGUAGGAGCUUCACUCAAGUGUUAAGAUAACCCAACCCACCUGGAGGGGUUGGGAGGCUGGGGUGUGGAGAACGAGGAGCUAACCUGAUUGCAAAGGGCACUGGGAUGACCUCAGUAUUGUUGUGGGCAUCCCUGAGCAAAAACCUCAGUGUCCAGUCAAAGGCAGUGUGACUGGCAGGCUCGCCUAGUGUAGGCAUAGGCUAAGCUGGUUCCUGGCCAGCUCAAGGUGUUUUCCUUUGCUUGGAAACCAGCAGCAAGGCAUGGAGGAGAGCAACUCAACCAAAAAGUGGUGGAGAGGAGCCCCACUCUUGGACUGCUCUGGUUCCUCCAAAUGCUAGCGACCAGCUCCCCCGGGCUAAAGGAGACAAGUGAGUGGGGAGCUACCUGGGAAGAGCACAAUAGGAAUGGGGGCUUGAAAAGCCCUUGGGUCCUUCUUGCCUGCUGGGAACCUGGGGUUUGAGGUGGGAGCUGAACGCCUUUAGGAAGAGUUCCCCAAAGCCAUGGGCAGGCUGUCAGGGGCUCCUGCUGUGACCCAGAAUCCCAGGGACCGUGGCAGAAAUAAGAACAAAAUGCAUCCACACACCCGCCACUCCAGGUUUGGAUCAGGACGAGGCGCCAGUAGCAAUGCUCGCCGCCUGAACUUCUGACCAUGUACGCAUACUACUGCCUGGCGCCCGGGGAGGACGCCUGGCCCCUGCUGCAACCCCUCACCUACACCUACCUGCCCACCCCUCUGCUGCUGCCCCCGAUCCAGGCCCACAACUUCUGCAGCCUACCCCUGAAACUGAGUGCGGGCGAGUGGGCGGCUCCACGGGAAUACCACUGCUUCCACGCCCCGGGUGCGCCACUGGAGGUCGCGCAGCCCUUGUGGGGCUUCCCGCAGGCCUACAGCGCGGCCCUGCACCCACCGUUCCCCGCGCCCAGCUACCCGGGGCUGUCACUGCAGGCGCCCGCGGCGGCGAGACCGGCGGCGACCGAGAGCUGGGCGCCGUGGCCGGAAGGUGGCAGCCUGCAGGCUGAGCUGCGCUGGGGCCGCGUGGAGCGCGCGCUGGGGCCGCGCCUGGAGCUGCCGGCCUUCGUGCUGCGGGAGCUGCGGCGCGUGUACGGCACGUACCCGCGCACAGACGUGCGCGUCACCUACCGCGGCGGCGAGUUCCUGUUACAGGGCGCGCCGCGUGUGCUCGAGCCCGAGUACCGCGCAGAGAGGCGCGUGCUGCGCCCGCCCGCCAGCCGCGGGAGCGGUGACAGCAGCCCCACCCGGGAAGCGGCGGAGCGCGGCCGCCGGAGGAAGAGGAAAGGCCUGAGUUGA